Porites lobata is the source of this 2193-nucleotide messenger RNA. NCBI's taxonomy places the organism in Eukaryota, Metazoa, Cnidaria, Anthozoa, Scleractinia, Poritidae. The record is from the annotation of a GenBank genome assembly.
AUGUUACUUCAUACGGAGAACUUAACGUCGGCCGACUUUCGUUACGUCAACCAAAGCCAACUUCCUGGACGCUUCCCAUGGGGUACAUCGGUAAAGGCGUUUUUCCAGAUCGACCUCAGUAAAACCUAUAGGUUAAAAAUCACUGCUAUAGCUACUCAGGGAGGAGCGAACGUGAACACUGAAUGGAUAAAGCAAUACAGACUUCGCUUUUUCGUUGGUGCAAAAAAGCCAGUUCCUUAUACAGAAUCUGGUAUAGAAAAGGUUAGGUAUAAUCAAAUACUAUUCUUGGCUUGCAACCACGUGAUAAGGCGGCUAUGUUGGUGGUGUGUUGGUGGUCAACACAAUAGAAUUUUUUAUCGAAGAAUUUACAUGAAAAUAAGGUUUAGUUCCCAGAGGAACGAAAUGCUUUUGUUAUGAACCCUAACACACCACCAACAUGGCUGCCGUGACGUCACGUGCAAACAAGCAAUAUUUAGGCAUUGAAACUUGAACAAGUUGAAUUAUAAGUAAUUACUAAUGAAACAAGGCAGAUUUAAGCACCUGUGUGGGUGAAGUACAUUAUUGUGUUUGAAGAACUAACCAUUAGUUGUCAGGGACCGCGGAGGGGGAGGGGCUGGUAGGGCCGCGGCCCCACCACUUUUUUGCGCCCCAGCCCCCACUUUUUGAAAAUCAAAUACUAUGAUUUUAUUCCUUUUUUCGAUUUUCAAUAUGAAAAAAUUAUUUUCAAUUGUCAGCCCUCCCACUUUUCACCUUGCUCCGCGGCCCCUGGUUGUACAAUAUGUUUACCAGUGAUAACAAGGCGGGAUCUUUCCAGUAAAGAAUUGCAAGUUCUUUCUCUGACUGGUUGUAACAUGGUAUUUUGCAGGGGAAGGUGAUUGCUAAUUUGUUUCAGUCUCCUUUUCACUUUUUUUUCUCUUUCUUAAAGAUCAUAAAGGGGAACAAAGACGCUUUCACUGUUGUGAGGUACCAUUUCAAAGAGCCGUUUGUUACCAGAACUUUACAAAUAUUCCCGGAUGUUGGCACCUCGAAGGCGGUUUUCUUAAGAACAGAAAUAUACGGAUGUCGUCCCACUCCUGGUAAUGGCAUUAUUAUAGUGUACUGAUAACAAAUGAUUUAAAGGGGCUCGAUAGGGUUUUUCAGGGGCAAUACCUCCCAAAUUUUAGCACAAACUACCAUUAAAAAAUACACACACUUACUGGGAUGCAUGGUUCAUUUCACAUGUUUCCAAUCAAACAACGGGUUCUAUUAUCGACAAUAAGGCCCUUAUCCUUGAGGUCAAACUUUAUGGCUGUCUCUGCAGUAUGAUAUGGCUAGCUGUGCACAAGCAAUAGUUACCGGCCAAACUGCAUAGUUGGUAGUUUGCUACUUACUGAGUUGCUCUCUUGGUUAAAUUUGGCCUCAAAGUAACUGUGACCCUUAAGGUAUGUUAUCCAAACGUAUUCUCAAAGUAAACUAAAAUUAUUUAGGUCUUUUGUGUAAUCUUAUUUGAGGAAACUCUAAGUUCCAUUAAUGUAUGGUAUAAAGAAGCAUGCAACUCCAUUACUGUCAUGUUUUCUUCAUUUGGAAAGUAAUUUGCGUCUGUUCUGGUUUUCUUUAGAUUGUAUCCUGGUUGGUUCAAAGUUUUGGGGACUGUGGACGGAAAGAGAUCGCUCAAAUAAUUACUACAGGGCUUUCAUCUCAGGGAUAAAUGACACUCACAUUGAGUUCAUCUUGGAAUACAACAACGCACUCAAAAGAGUGUACAAUCGGACUGAUCCAGUGCUUAUAAUAGAUAAAGAGCCAGAAAAGAGGGAAAUAUCAGUCAAUACAUCAGUUAUAGCUGUUCACAAACCUGCAAUGCCAGAGUGGUACCGAACUGGUAUCGUGAAGAAUACAGCUACCUCAAAAAUGGGUGAAUUCUCGGUGUCAGUUAGGUUUGAUAAUGGUGAUUUAAGACUGGUUCCUCUUCAACAGCUUCGCUUAGUUAAACGUCCACGAUUUUGUUAAGUAAAGCAUCUAAUGAUAUAACGUCUGAAAAAUUCUCAACGGAUUUCGGCAUGAUUGUGCCAACAUGUAUGAUGGUCAUCCUCUUGAUGUUGGGACAAUUGUGCAACCUCCUCUUUGAUUUUUAUUGUGGUGAGGUAGUAGUAAUGGUAGUAGGACUGAGUGGAGUACAAUUCAGGGAGUAAUUAGACGAGUAAUUUCAAAUCGGCC